Molecule: messenger RNA, 2313 nt
Organism: Gracilinanus agilis (Agile Gracile Mouse Opossum)
Lineage: Eukaryota; Metazoa; Chordata; Mammalia; Didelphimorphia; Didelphidae
Gene: PGAP1
Product: post-GPI attachment to proteins inositol deacylase 1
Biological process (GO): endoplasmic reticulum to Golgi vesicle-mediated transport; GPI anchor metabolic process
Cellular component (GO): endoplasmic reticulum
Molecular function (GO): phosphatidylinositol deacylase activity
Source: RefSeq, a predicted model, not a curated record
AUUGUUGGUCAUUCCAUGGGUGGCCUUGUUGCAAGAGCAUUACUUACAAUAAAAAAUUUUAAACCUGAACUGGUAAAUCUUCUGGUUACCCAAGCCACACCUCAUACUGCGCCUGUAAUGUCAUUAGAUAGCUAUCUUACUGAUUUUUACAGAACAGUAAACAACUACUGGAUUCUGAAUUCUCAAGACAUAAAACUAAUCACUCUCUCUAUAGCUGGAGGGUUCCGAGAUUAUCAAGUUCGAUCUGGACUGGCUAGCCUAACAAGACUAAGUCAUGAGACCAAGACUUUAUCUGUUCUGACUUCAGCAAUACCUAGGACUUGGGCUUCCACAGACCAUCUCUCCAUUGUUUGGUGUAAACAAUUACAGCUGGCUACAAUUAGAGCUUUCUUUGAUCUCAUUGAUGAUGAUACUAAACAGAUAACUAUGAAACCCAAAAAGAAGAUGGCUGUUUUGAAUCACCACUUUGUUAAAAAUCCAGCAAAGCUUUUUGAGGAAACUCCUAACAUAAUUGCUGAUUUAACAGGGACAUCUAAAUGGGUUCCAGUGAAAGUAACAAAAUGGACCUUUAUGGCUUUUAAUGAGUCUUAUGCAAUGUACUUUGCAUUUCCUCUCUCAAAUCACAGAAAAACUUAUAGCCAUAUGUAUUGUCGGAACAGCAUGUUGGAUACACAUAGCUGGAUUUACGGCUGUAUAAACAGUGUUUCUAUGUGCACUCAAGGUGUUGACUUAUCCUGGAAAAGUGAACUACUACCAACAAUGAAGACUUUCAUGUUGAAACUUCAUGAUUAUCCAAAAUUGUCUCAUCUUGUUGUUUAUGUACCCUCUACUAAUGGAAAUAAGUUUGUUUUAGACUGUGAAUUUUUUCAAAUAGAAUUAAGAACUGUACAGCUUCCUGUAACUCAUCUCUUUUCUUUUGGGUUAACUUCAAGACAGAUCCAAUUAAAUUCAAAUGGCUUAUUCUACACUAUACCACUCCUGAACUUUGGACAGAUAUAUCAAGCUUUCAAAAUCGAUGUAAAGAGCAAAUGCACAUCAACCAAAGUAGAAAAAAAUAAUGUUUUUAGACUCCAUAUACCUUGGUCCCAUGAAGACAUAAUGACUACUUCAAAAGCUCCAACUUCUACAGAAAUUCCUUUAAGACUUCAUGUUGCUCAACCAGAAAAUGAUAGCCAUGUAGCUGUGUUACAUAUGUUUACAUCUUCAGAUUGUCGCUAUGAGGUAACAGUUAGGACUUCGUUUUUACAAAUUCUUGGACAGGUAGUUCGAUUCCAUGGUGGAGCUCUUCCUGCUUAUAUCAUGUCUAGUAUCCUCCUUACUUAUGGAGGACAGUUACAGUCCGUUAUUUCAACAGGCCAUUGUUUAGAUUAUACUAUUAUGUUGGAUAGAGAAGCCAAGCCAUACAAAGUUGAUCCUUUCGUAAUUAUUAUGAAAUUCAUGUUGGGAUAUAACUGGUUUAAGCAAAUUUGGGAUAGUUUCUUCUUACCAGAAUUAGAUGCCAUUUUUCUGAAUACACAAAGUAUGUGUUUUCCACUUGUAUCAUUGAUUCUCUUUCUAUUUGGAACCAGUAUUGCAUACUGGGGUGGCAUACUCUCAUCUUUAUCUGUGAGGCUUCUUUCUUCACUAUGGCUAACUUUCAACAGACCUUCUGAAAUCCCUAAAGACCCCAUGUUGAUAACAACAAGAUUAUCAUUUCUGAUAAUUCUUCUGCUAUUAAUUGGUUGGACAACUUGUGGAGCACUUGCAAUACUUCUCAUCUAUCUUUACUAUGUGUUUAAGAUUAUUAAGUUGUACUCCAGCUUAACAACAUUGAAAAAUAACCCUGAUAUGAUUCCAAAUAUCUCUGAAAACAAUACAAAUUCUUCCAUUGGAGGAAGAGAGAAGAAUAACAGAUCUCAACAAAACUCUCCUUCAAAUGUACAUCCUUCAGAUGUACUUCCUAUAACUGCAGUCAUUGAUAAUGCCGAAGAUAAUUUUAAGAUGCAUCUUACUAUUGUUAAUUUAGUAAUAUGGAUUGUAUUACUCAGCAUGCCUUCCUUAGUUUAUUGGCUAAAGAACCUCAGUCAAUUUUUUAAUCUAAUUCUGUAUCAUGGAGUUUUCACUAUAUUGCGGGAUUUUACAGAUGAAUACUGUACUGUACACAAUGGAAAUGCAGUACACUUCUACUUUGUGGAUUUUCACCUAUCACAGGGUCUCUGGAACGUAACUCCUGUGAUAGGUAUUAUACUAGACUUACUCCUGAUCCAUGUAAACAUCUGUCGUUUUUUCUCGUUCCAACUCUUGGAAUUCUUGGAAAUUCUGACAUUGUCUUAA